This is a messenger RNA of Asparagus officinalis (garden asparagus), 1283 nucleotides long. RefSeq names its product cilia- and flagella-associated protein 20. The transcript has 6 exons. The record is from RefSeq and is a predicted model, not a curated record. NCBI's taxonomy places the organism in Eukaryota, Viridiplantae, Streptophyta, Magnoliopsida, Asparagales, Asparagaceae. Bases 202 to 795 code for a protein of 197 amino acids.
UACAUGAAGAUAAAGAGCCCAUCUUUGAUAGCCAAGGAUGACUUGCCUAUGUUGCUUGCUAUUGGAGGUCCUUGAGCCUGACCAAGAGCCUCAAUACGGGCUCAUAGGCAGUCAUCUUGGCUAGUUUAAGUGGCUCUUAUUUGUCAUGCUAGGCCUACAUCUCUUCCUUGUUUGCAAUGAGCGAAGCUUGAUAUCGUCGAUAUGGGCAAAUUGUUUGGAAUAAUGUUCAAGAACACAUUUCAAUCGGGUUUCUUAUCUAUUUUAUAUAGCCUUGGGAGUAAACCAUUGCAAAUAUGGGACAAAGAAGUUGUCAAUGGGCAAAUUAAACGUCCGCAGGAUGAAGAUAUCCAUUCUAACGUACUUGAAAUCGUUGGAUCAAAUGUGCAGUCUACAUACAUUACAUGCCCUGCUGAUCCUGCUGCAACACUUGGCAUAAAGCUUCCAUUUUUCAUCAUGGUUGUGAAGAACUUAAAGAAAUACUUCACCUUUGAGAUCCAAAUUCUGGAUGAUAAGAAUGUCCGCCGGCGCUUCAGGGCAUCAAAUUUUCAAGCUGUAACGAGGGUGAAGCCAUUUAUCUGCACCAUGCCCCUAAAAUUGGACGAUGGGUGGAAUAAUAUUCAGUUAAAUCUUGCUGAUUUCACAAGGAGAGCAUAUGGCACAAAUUAUGUGGAGACCCUUCGAGUCCAAGUCCACGCAAAUUGCAGACUGAGGAGGAUUUACUUCUCUGACCGCCUUUACUCUGAAGAAGAGCUUCCACCAGAAUUUAAGCUCUAUCUUCCUACACAGAAAGCAUAGAAACCUCAAGGAGAGAGACGGUCAAAAAUAUCAAGAGGCUUACUCCUGUUGUAGAACAUGCUGAACCCUGUGAAGGAGGUCACGACCUUGUGAGGAUCUAACAGCUGAUCUCCUUUGAAGAUGCCUUACGUAGAUUAUUACGCUCUAUGCCAUCCUGAACUUGUUGCUGUAUCUUGCUACUUCCAACUAAUAACUUUUUGAUAUUGUUCGUCGUUAUUGCCAAGUGGUUUAAAAAGGAGUUUAAAUAGGCAGAGUUUGAACUAUGUAUCUGAAAAGCCAUGCCUAUCUUAAAGGUUAUUCGAGGCAUGAGGAUUUUUUGCAGCAGGGUGCAAGUGUUCGUGUCAAAUUUCGCAAACUCUUUUCGAGUUCACAUAAACUUCUUGCAUCACUAUGUGAUAAAUAAGCCUGAAAUGUUCCAUGGAGUGAAUUACGAUGUAACAGCAGUAGUACACUGACAGUACAUCACUUGAAUUACACUGUAACAACAA